Molecule: messenger RNA, 819 nt
Organism: Melitaea cinxia (Glanville fritillary)
Lineage: Eukaryota; Metazoa; Arthropoda; Insecta; Lepidoptera; Nymphalidae
Gene: Prosbeta3
Product: proteasome subunit beta type-3
Exons: 5
Coding region: 154-771 (205 amino acids)
Biological process (GO): proteasome-mediated ubiquitin-dependent protein catabolic process
Cellular component (GO): proteasome core complex; proteasome core complex, beta-subunit complex
Source: RefSeq, a predicted model, not a curated record
UUUCAUAGUGUUUCUCUCAUGUUUCUCUCUAUAUCUGUGCACGGUCGAUGAUAUGUCAUUUUUCGUUUUCGAAAAUUACAAUUUUGUUUUUUAAUAAGUGUUGAACACGCAUUAAAUAAUAAGGUUUAGAACAAAAAUAUUAUAAAAGUGAAAAUGUCAAUCUUAGCUUACAAUGGAGGAGCGGUGGUCGCAAUGAAGGGUAAGGACUGCGUGGCCAUUGCCACAGACAAGCGCUACGGUAUACAAGCUCAAACAGUAUCGACAAAUUUUCCAAAGGUCUAUCAGAUGGGACCCACACUUUUUGUCGGUCUCCCCGGCUUGGCUACCGACACACAGACAGUCUAUCAGAGACUUAAAUUCAGAAUGAACCUCUAUGAGCUGAAAGAAAAUAGGAUAAUGAGGCCCAAGACAUUCUCAGCGAUGCUCUCAAACUUGCUUUAUGAGAGACGUUUUGGACCCUACUUCAUUGAGCCAGUGAUUGCUGGUUUGGAUCCCCUAGAUAACACACCUUACGUCUGCAAUAUGGAUCUGAUUGGCUGCCCUAAUGAGCCUGAAGACUUUGUAGUGUCAGGCACUUGUACAGACCAGUUGUAUGGUAUGUGUGAAGCUUUAUGGGAGCCUGACCUAAAGCCAGAUGAACUUUUUGAAACUAUUUCACAGGCUUUAGUAAAUGCAGCAGACCGUGAUGCUAUAUCUGGUUGGGGUGCAGUGGUAUACAUAAUUGAGAAGGAUAAGAUCACCGAAAAGCAUGUCAAGACUAGAAUGGAUUAGGGUUAUUGUAUUACGAUAUAUGCUUUAUAAAUAAACUAUCAAAAAUAA